AUGGGCCACAAAGAUCAGCGAGAUGACUUAAAAGAAACUCUCCGGAAACGGGACGAACAGAUUACCUGCCUGGAGGCUCGGAUAGACGCCUAUAUUGCUCGAACUUCAGAAACGCAGGCUCGCCUUCUCAAAACUAUUGACACCGUCGAUUCUCUAAAGGCUCAACAUGUAAUCGACUUAGCGGCGAAGGAACACGAGAGGGUAACCUUGUCCCAUGAAAUUGACCGUUGGAGAACCUUCGCGAAGGUGCUCGAAGUUGAGCGAGAUGAUCUCAAAGAUGUCGUUGAGGACUUGAUUCAGAAAGUCCAUAUGUCCAGUGACUGGAGUAUGUGGCCUUGCAGUCGCAUGGACAUAACAAAACAUCUACAUCAACUCCCUGAGAACCAUUUUAAACCCAGUGAUACAAGCUGCAGGGAUUCUGAGGAUAUCUUGGAGUACAGUGCUUCUGUCAUAACUAGGCUUCGCACCGAGCUUGACCAUGAGCGCAAAGCCCACUGCAAGGUUGUGGAAGAAGCCAACCACCGUAUCUCUGAACUGGAGGCUAAAGUUGCCGCACGCGAGGUCGUACUAGAAGCAUCCAUCCGACACCAUCAAAAGAGAGAUAAUAUUAGGUCACCGCUGGACCAUUCGCGCCAAGCUCGAACCCCCGAAAGCGAAAUGCCACCUCCAAAACCAAUGACCGAUGAAGACUGUCUCCGUGCAUUAGUGGACAGCAACACUCGGAAUAAAUCUCUUGAGAUUGAAAUACGGAGUUUAGCACGAAAGCUUGAGCGCGCGCGGGACUCCGUGGCUUCACCUGCAUGCAUUUCAGCAGAUGCCACCCCCGUUGUUGGCCCCUCGUCACCGCCGAAAUUUGCUUCUCCCGAUCACCCGCACCAACCAGUCAUCCCGAGGAAACCUCUGACAACUGAUACCGAAACUCAUUUUACGCCAACACUGCAUACAGUAUCCAUCCUGCCAGCUGACUCACAUGUAGUCACACGACCAUUAUCUUACAAUAGUCCCACAGCUUCCUCUGAUUCUGCAUCACAACGCUCUAUUACACAGCUGGAUAAUCAGAUUAAUUUAUACACCUCCCAACUUGUGGCCUUUAAAGCGGAGAGGAAGGCACUGGUUGAGGUGGCCGUAAGAAAACACAGGUUGUCUAAUGGAGGGGAACCUCCCGAUUUCCUACAAAUCUUGGUUAUUGAGGAGGAAUGCGUGAGGCUGGCCUCUCAGGUCUCGCACCUGGAACAAGAACUUCAGCACAGUCGAAGUUCUGCCAAGUCCCGCGAACAUGAGUUGCUAAAGGAAAUCGACGCUCUCAAACUGUCAUUGCAUCAGCAGUCACCAAAUCUUUAUCACGCACACGACACUCAGCAUCUGGAUGAUGGUAUAGAUAUCGAAAAAAACAUGGAACUGGCGACACCUCUGCAGCCCACUGCUAUUCUAUCAUGGAACGAUCCUGGUUUAACAUCUUUUCCUGUGGACCCGCUCCUGAUUCCGCUCCCUUUCUCACCUGAAAGAAAAUCAUCCCCUAUCAUCCCAUCCCCCCAUCCACCGCCACGCCCUUCCAGCCCCCAUCCUGUAAAACUCAGGCGACUUGAAGAGGGAUUGGAGGUAGCCAGGGCUCAACUGGCCGCGAAGCAGCUGGCCCUCGAUCAGCUCAAAUUCGAUAUGGAAGAACUCGAACACUUACUCCCAGAGGAGCCGCCAUGA
Messenger RNA from Suillus subaureus, 1698 nucleotides. RefSeq lists its product as uncharacterized. Bases 1 to 1698 code for a protein of 565 amino acids. The transcript is spliced from 8 exons. The record is from RefSeq and is a predicted model, not a curated record. NCBI's taxonomy places the organism in Eukaryota, Fungi, Basidiomycota, Agaricomycetes, Boletales, Suillaceae.